Fukomys damarensis (Damara mole-rat) is the source of this 6582-nucleotide messenger RNA. It is a transcript of the gene Arhgef11, whose product is annotated as Rho guanine nucleotide exchange factor 11. The transcript has 43 exons. Gene Ontology annotation, molecular function: guanyl-nucleotide exchange factor activity; G protein-coupled receptor binding. Gene Ontology annotation, biological process: Rho protein signal transduction; G protein-coupled receptor signaling pathway. The coding region runs from base 1016 to 5701 and encodes 1561 amino acids. Gene Ontology annotation, cellular component: cytoplasm. NCBI's taxonomy places the organism in Eukaryota, Metazoa, Chordata, Mammalia, Rodentia, Bathyergidae. The record is from RefSeq and is a predicted model, not a curated record.
AGCGGCCGGCGAGGGCGCGGACCCCGGUUCAUGGAGGCUGAGGCGAGGGAGGCUUUCGGAGCCUGGAUGUGGAGGAGCGAAACGGCAGGACCGACUCAGGAAAUCGGCUCUCGGAGAAAGGCCGAGUGAGGGCUGGGCUAGGUGCGGGAAACCUGGAGUCCGAAGGAAAAAGCAGGGGAUAUUUUCAGAGCUUCUCUGGUUUCGGCUCUUGCUCUCGUCCUAAAGGUAAAAAAAACACUGCUUUUCAGGUGUUCUGUGAUUUUUGUUUUUUAAUUUUUCGGUGUGAUUGGCGCAUUUCAGAAUUUCAAAGCCUUUAAACCUUUAAUGUAAAAGCUUUUUUUUUUUUUUUUUUAAGAAAUCCACAGAUUUUGUGUCCCAAGGUUGCACUGGACCUGGGAGGAGUGCUGUUGUGUACAUACUAUUGUAUGGUUUUAUUUAUUUAUUUUUUUUUUACCGUGCAGAUCAGCUGGAAGAUUUUUUUCCAAGUGCCAUUUCGGAUUUAUUCAAAUUUUUUGAUUCGCUCUCUCGAACAUAUUAUCUGCUCUUGUCAUUUUAAGCGUUGAAGACCAGAGAAUUAUCCCCCCCCCUCGUUUGGAGCUUGAGGCUCCGUUGCCAACAGGAGGACAGCUGGGAAAACUGGAUUAAAAGGAUGGUUUUUAUCUGUGUUUUGCAGUUAAGACUGAUGUUUUGAAGGCACGUUCUUUCUGUGAUUCAUUUUUUAGCGCAUAGUGCUAACCUUGAAGAGAUUUGUGGUUGGGAUUUUGGUUUCCGAGAAGGUCACAGUUUUUCCUCUUUGAGGAAGCGGGAGGGAAAGGGGGCUGAGGAAGGAGACCAUGUUAACUGGUAAAAGUAGAAUGGAGCUUCAGUUGCCAGGGUCCUGAGAGCUGGAAGAAAAAGGAUUCAAUCUGCAAGUUGGGAGGUCCUCCUUUCGUCUUUCUUAAAAAUUUGCAAGGGAUUCAGUUCUGAUCAAGACCAAAGCUUCAAGAUUCUGGAACCGUGAAGACGCUGAGAAACCAUGAGUGUAAGGUUACCCCAGAGUAUAGACAGAUCAGCCAAUAAAAAGCAGUCUCACCUGUCCAGCCCCAUUGCAGCCUGGUUAAGUAGCCUGUCUUCCCUUGGAGAUUCCGCACCUGAGCGCAAGUCCCCUUCUCACCACCGCCAGCCCUCUGACACCUCUGAGACAGCAGGUCUUGUCCAACGCUGUGUCAUCAUCCAGAAGGACCAGCAUGGCUUCGGCUUCACAGUCAGUGGGGAUCGCGUUGUUCUGGUGCAGUCCGUGCGGCCUGGGGGUGCAGCCAUGAAAGCCGGCGUGAAAGAGGGCGACCGGAUCAUCAAAGUCAACGGCACCAUGGUGACCAACAGCUCGCACCUGGAGGUAGUGAAACUUAUCAAAUCUGGUGCCUACGUUGCACUGACUCUCCUGGGCUCUUCACCCUCGUCCGUUGGUGUCGCCGCGCUCCAGCAGGAGCCAGCCGGAGCUCCUCGCAUCACCCCCAUGAUCCCACCACCACCUCCUCCUCCACCUCUGCCACCCCCACAGCGCAUCACAGGACCCAAACCUCUGCAGGACCCUGAAGUUCAGAAACAUGCCACCCAGAUCCUCAGAAACAUGCUGAGACAGGAGGAGAAGGAGCUGCAGCGUAUCUGUGAGGUGUAUAGCCGGAACCCCGCCAGCCUGCUGGAAGAGCAGAUCGAAGGUGCCCGGCGGCGCGUCACUCAGUUACAGCUGAAGAUCCAGCAGGAGACAGGUGGCUUAGUGGACAUACUUCCCCUCUGUGGUGAGGCCAGCCAGAAGCCAUCAGAAGGCCGCCUCUCUCUGGACUCACAGGAGGCGGACAGCGGCUUGGACUCCGGGACAGAACGCUUUCCCUCGCUCAGUGAGUCCUUGGUGAAUCGGAACUCAGUACUGUCGGACCCUGGACUAGACAGUCCUCGAACCUCCCCUGUGAUCAUGGCCAGGCUGGCCCAGCACCAUAGGCGGCAGGGCUCAGACGCACCAGUCCCUCCAUCCGGUGACCAGGGUGUAGAUCCAAGCCCAAAGCCUUUGAUUAUUGGCCCAGAGGAAGAUUAUGACCCGGGUUAUUUGAACAACGAGAGCGACGUCAUCUUCCAGGAUCUUGAAAAAUUGAAGUCCCGCCCAGCUCACCUGGCGGUUUUCCUCCGCUAUAUCUUCUCUCAGGCCGACCCCAGUCCACUGCUUUUUUACUUGUGUGUAGAAGUUUAUCAGCAGACAAACCCCAAGGAUUCCCGGAGCUUGGGAAAGGACAUCUGGAAUAUUUUCCUAGAAAAAAAUGCGCCUCUCCGUGUGAAGGUCCCGGAGAUGUUGCAGGCUGACAUCGACCUGCGCUUGCGGAAUGGUGAGGAUGCCCGCACCACCCUCUGCGAAGCUCAGGAGGCAGCCAUGCCAGAGAUCCAGGAGCAGAUCCAGGACUACAGAACAAAGCGUACCCUCGGGCUGGGCAGCCUCUAUGGUGAGAAUGACCUGCUGGAUCUGGACAGGGACACUCAGCGCGAGCGCCAAGUGGCCGAGAAGCAGCUGGCCGCCCUUGGAGACAUCUUGUCCAAGUAUGAGGAAGAGAGGAGUGCCCCCAUGGACUUCGCCCUCAAUACCUACAUGAGCCACGCUGGAAUCCGUCUUCGGGAGGCGCGGCCAUCCAACACAGCCGAGAAGUCCCAGUCUGCCCCUGACAAGGACAAGUGGCUGCCCUUCUUCCCUAAAACCAAGAAGCAGAGCAGCAAUUCCAAGAAGGAAAAGGAUGUGUUGGAGGACAAGAAGCGAAACCCCAUCCUCAAAUACAUUGGGAAGCCCAAAAGCUCCUCCCAGAGCACAUUUCAUAUUCCCUUGUCCCCUGUGGAAGUCAAGCCGGGCAAUGUAAGGAACAUCAUUCAGCACUUUGAGAACAGCCAGCAGUAUGACGCCCCAGAACCGGGGACCCAGCGACUCUCCACCGGAAGCUUUCCUGAGGACCUGCUGGAGAGUGACAGCUCGCGCUCAGAGAUCCGCCUGGGCCGCUCGGAGAGCCUCAAGGGCCGGGAGGAGAUGAAGCGGUCCCGGAAGGUGGAGAACGUGCCCCGCUCUCGGAGCGAUGUGGACAUGGACGCCGCUGCAGAGGCCACGCGCCUGCACCAGUCGGCCUCGUCGUCCACUUCCAGCCUCUCUACCAGGUCUCUGGAGAACCCCACCCCACCCUUCACCCCCAAGAUGGGCCGCAGGAGCAUUGAGUCCCCCAGCCUGGGCUUCUGCACAGACGCCCUCCUUCCCCACCUCCUAGAGGAUGAUCUGGGCCAGCUCUCUGACUUGGAGCCAGAACCGGAUGCUCAAAACUGGCAGCACACCGUGGGCAAGGACAUGGUUGCCGGGCUGACCCAGAGGGAGAUUGACCGGCAGGAGGUCAUCAACGAGCUGUUUGUGACCGAGGCUUCCCACCUGCGCACGCUUCGGGUCCUGGACCUCAUCUUCUACCAGCGAAUGAAGAAGGAGAACCUGAUGCCCCGGGAGGAGCUGGCCCGGCUCUUCCCUAACCUGCCUGAGCUGAUAGAGAUUCACAAUUCCUGGUGUGAGGCCAUGAAGAGGCUCCGGGAGGAGGGCCCCAUCAUCAAAGACGUCAGUGACCUCAUGCUGGCUCGGUUUGACGGCCCUGCCCGAGAGGAGCUCCAGCAAGUGGCUGCACAGUUCUGCUCCUGUCAGUCAAUAGCCCUGGAGCUGAUCAAGACCAAGCAGCGCAAGGAGAGCCGCUUUCAGCUGUUCAUGCAGGAGGCCGAGAGCCACCCUCAGUGCCGGCGGCUGCAGCUCCGCGACCUCAUCAUCUCCGAGAUGCAGCGGCUCACCAAGUACCCACUGCUGCUGGAGAACAUCAUCAAAUACACCCAGGCUGCUACUGCAGAGCAUGAGAAGCUGUGCCGAGCCCGAGACCAGUGCCGGGAGAUCCUCAAGUUCGUGAAUGAAGCAGUGAAGCAGACCGAGAACCGGCACCGGCUGGAGGGCUACCAGAAACGCCUGGACACCACCGCCCUGGAGCGGGCCAGCAACGCCCUGGCCGCAGAGUUCAAGAGCCUGGAUCUCACAAGCAGGAAGAUGAUCCACGAGGGGCCCCUGACCUGGAGGAUCAGCAAGGAUAAGACCUUGGACCUCCACGUGCUGCUGCUGGAGGACCUGCUGGUGCUGCUGCAGAGACAGGACGAGCGGCUGCUGCUGAAGUGCCACAGCAAGACGGCCGUGGGCUCUGCCGACAGCAAGCAGACGUUCAGCCCCGUGCUCAAGCUCAACGCCGUGCUCAUCCGCUCUGUGGCCACAGACAAACGGGCCUUCUUCAUCAUCUGCACCUCGGAGCUGGGCCCGCCCCAGAUCUAUGAGCUGGUCGCACUGACGUCCUCAGAGAAGAACACAUGGAUGGAGCUCCUGGAAGAGGCUGUGCGCAACGCCACCAGGCACCCCGGAGCUGCCCUGGUGCCCGAUCUGCCUCGGCCUGCAGGCCCCCAGGAGCCAGCUAACCAGGGCCCCGCCUCCAGCAGGAUAGGCCUGGACGACUCGGAAGUGUUCCACAGCGGGGCCGAGCCUGAGGAGCUGCCUGGAGGCCCUGGGACCCAGCAGAGAGUCCAGGUGAAGCAGCCAGUGCCACCUGAGGAGCCUGGGGAGGGCAGUGCCGAGGGAGAGGAGCUGGAGGCCCUGCCUGUCCCCUCCCACACCCUGAAUGGAGACAGCAGGGGCAUCAGGACAAGGGACCCCAUCAGCCUGGCCCUCCCAGGUCCUCUCUUCAUGGAAGGACUGGCGGAUUCAGCCCUGGAAGAUGUGGAGAACCUGCGACACCUGAUCCUGUGGAGUCUGAUGCCGGGUCACAGCACAGACACUCAGGCCACUGGAGAGCCUGAGGAUGACCUGACACCCACGCCUUCCAUCAUCGGCGUCACCUCUCACCCCUGGGAUCCGGGCUCCCCAGGACCGGCUCCCACCAGAGGUGAUGGGGACAGUGCCCCGCUCCCGGGUCCAGAGGGAGGCCAGCCAGAGCAGGAGGAUGCAGCUCGCUCUCUAGCACACCUGCCCCCAAGGACCCGGAAUUCUGGGAUCUGGGAGUCUCCCGAGCUGGAUAGGAAUCCAGAGGAAGAGGCCUCAAGCGCGGAAGCAGCAGGAAGUUACAAAGUUGUGAGGAAAGCUGAGAUGGCAGGCAGCAAAGCUGUCCCUGCACUGCCCGAGAGUGGCCAGUCAGAACCUGAGCCACCCGAAGUGGAAGGCGGAACAAAGGCUGCGGGGAACUGUUUUUAUGUCAGCAUGCCAGCAGGACCAGUGGACUCCAGCACCGACCCUUUAGGGGCACCCCCAGGCCACCCCCAGCCACAAACAGGCAGUGGAGAUCCGAGACUCCCCAGCCACUCUGCCCCUGGCCUGGCCCUCAGGGACGUGGGCAUGAUCUUCCGCACCAUCGAGCAGCUCACCCUCAAACUCAACAGGCUCAAGGACAUGGAGCUGGCCCACAGAGAGCUACUCCGAUCCCUUGGUGGAGAGUCCUCUGGUGGCACCACACCCGUGGGCACUUUCCACACAGACACACCCAGGUGGACAGAUGGCUUCCUCUCCCCUCCAGCCAAGGAAGCCCUGGCCUCUGACCCCCGGGACAGCUGUGCGCUGGAGUCCCACCCUGAGGACGGCUGUGACGCCCCUCGGGAAGACAGCGCUGCAGACACACCCCUGUCACCAGGGCUGUAGCCACCGUGACAGCCAGAUCCUGUGCGUGCGUCCCCACUUCUCCGGCAGGGACCAGCCUGAGGCAGAGGCAGAGGCGCAGGCAGGAGACCCCAGACUCCUUGUGGACCGGGCAGUGGGGAAGCGGGUGCAGCUGAGGCCCGGGGAGCCCCGCGUGUUGCUGGGUCUGCACAGAGCGAAGUCUGGUCUGUCUUCCCUUCCCUCCCUCAGGCCCAGCCCUCCAGGGCCUCCGCCUCCCUAGCAUGCUGAGCGCACGUGCAAGGCCCUGCCCCACAUAGCCCGCCCAGCGCCCUGCGUGCAGGAGGCGGCGGCUGUGGUGUAAAUGCACUUUCUUCCUCUCCUUCUCCUCGGGACCCCAGGCCAAGCUGGGUGUCUCCCCUCGGUCACUUUGGCUUCCUAUAAAUAUGUAUGUAUUGUAUGUGCAUCUUUGCUAUUGUAAAUACCUUGACCUUUCUGUUUCUAUCCCUGGGUGCUGGAGGUAGUUACAAAAAGGACCGCUAGGGGAGGGCAGGGCUGUCACUGGCCCAGGCUCGGGGCCUGCAGGAGCCAGGCCGGACUGGCCCUGUGCUGUCAGGAGGCCUCCUGGCCCCUCCUCUGGCCCGGUGCGGAGCUGCGCAUCUCCGAGGACUUGCAGGACCCUCGGUCAACAGGGGUCAGGGCACCCUCUGUGUCCUCCCUCCCUGCCUGCCCUAGAGAGACCCGAGUAGCAGGUACGGCACUGAAGAUGGACCCCAGGAGGGGAGGGGACUGGAAUGCUGGAGUCCCUGGAUUAACUAACCCAGGACCACCCCUGGGGCCACCACAGCCUGGGGCAUCGUCCUUUCCUCGCUCCAGCCCCACCGAAGACUAGAAUAUACACACUGUGCAAGGUGUAUAUAUAUAUA